AUGGUACCACAGCACAAUAACAUCUCUACCAUAUCCUCACAACAGCCCACCACACCCCAGCCCGACCACAACAACCCAGCCCGACCCACCACACCCCAGCCCGACCCACAAUAUCCCAUUCCCGCCAACAACAACCCAGCCCCACCCACCACAACCCAGCCCCACCCACCACAACCCAGCCCCACCCACAACGACCCAGCCCCACCCACAACAACCCAGCCCGACCCAAAACAACUCAGCCCGACCCACAACAACCCAGCCCCACCCACCACACCCCAGCCCGACCCACAACAACCAAUCCCGACCCGCCACACCCCAGCCCGACCCACAACAUCCCAGCCCGACCCACAACAACACAGUUUGACCCACAACAACCCAGCCCGACCCCCAACAACCCAGCCCGACCCACCACAACCCAUCCCGACCCACAACAACCCAUCCCGACCCGACACACCCAAGCCCCACCCACAAGAACCAAGCCCGACCCACAACAACCCAGACCGACCCACAACAACUCAGCCUGACACACCACACCCCAGCCCGACCCACAACAACCCAGCCCCGGGCACCACAGCUAAGCCCGACCAACAACAACCCAGCCCGACCCACCACACCCCAGCCCCACCAACAACAACCAAAGCCCGACCCACAACAACCCAGCCCGACCCACAACAACCCAGCCUGACACACCACACGCCAGCCCCACCAACACCAACCCAGCCCCACCCACGACAUCCAAGCCCGACCCAUAACAACCCAGCCCGACCCACAACAACCCAGCCCGACCCACAACAACCAAGCCCCACCAACCACACCCAAGCCCGACCCACAACAACCCAGCCCCACCCACCACACCUCAGCCCGACCCACAACAACCCAAGCCCCACCCACCACACUCAAGCCCGACCCACAACAACCCAGCCCGACCCACCACACCCAUGCCCCACCCACAACAACCCAGCCCGACCAACCACACCCCAGCCUGACCCACAACAACCCAGCUCCACCCACCACACCCAAGCCCGACCCACAACAACCAAGCCCGACCAGCCACACCCAAACCCGAUCCACAACAACCCAGCACGACCCCCAACUCGACCAACUACAAGCAACCAGCCACAGUCCAGCACAAUCCAUCACACCUAA
This is a messenger RNA of Haliotis rufescens (red abalone), 1146 nucleotides long. Its product is annotated as extensin-like. Lineage: Eukaryota; Metazoa; Mollusca; Gastropoda; Lepetellida; Haliotidae. The record is from RefSeq and is a predicted model, not a curated record. Bases 1 to 1146 code for a protein of 381 amino acids. The transcript has a single exon.